Molecule: messenger RNA, 1254 nt
Organism: Gigantopelta aegis
Lineage: Eukaryota; Metazoa; Mollusca; Gastropoda; Neomphalida; Peltospiridae
Exons: 1
Coding region: 1-1254 (417 amino acids)
Biological process (GO): G protein-coupled receptor signaling pathway
Cellular component (GO): membrane
Molecular function (GO): G protein-coupled peptide receptor activity
Source: RefSeq, a predicted model, not a curated record
AUGAUCUCCAAUAACUGGACCGGUCACCGGAAUGAAACUCUCUACCAGAACGCGUCCGACGUCAACGACGCGACUACCGUACUCACCACCAUCAGCGUCGUUCUGUUCUGGAUCAACAUGGUCAUCGACGUCGUUGGCGUCAUGGGUAACGUCGUCGUCAUCGUGGUUCUGGCACAUCGUAAGAUCCGCUGCUCGACGUCAAUGCUGUUGACAGCCAUGGGAUUGUACGACUCGGCGUUCCUGAUUGCUGAAUUCAUCAACGGCGUUGAUAAGAUUAUCAGCAACGAGACUCGAAUGGCGCACACGCAUUCCACGGCGCUGUAUGUAGCGGCCACGGGGUCGGUGUACACUGCCGUUGCCGUCACUGUGGAGCGGUACAUGGCUGUUAAACAUCCGAUCAAAGCGAGAGCUCAUUGUUACGUUUUCGGGAUGUGGAAGACAAUUAUUGGUAUCUUUAUUUUGUCGCUGGUCGUCAACUUGCCAAGAAAUAUGGACUUACAUGCGAUUCGGAUUAUCGAGACUAAUACGGAUUUACGGUUUAACGAGACUGGGAAUUUGUAUACAUUUCGAAAUAACGGAACUGAUAUGAAGUUACACACAUUUCGUAUUAAUAAUGGAACCAAUAUAGAUUUGCAUACGUUUAUCGGUAACAAGACUGAUGGUGAUUCACAUAUGUUUUGGUUUAACAAGACUGACAUGGAUUUACGAACGGUUGGCGUUAACAAGACUACUGUAAUAUUUGUCGACUGUUAUGACAAAAGAGGGGAAUCCCAACACCGGUUUCUCUAUUGUUCUCUGUUUCCAGCUGCUGGAAUUCUCAUUGUUCCAUUCGCCAUCAUAGCCGUGCUUAAUGUUCACAUCGUCACUAUAAUCUCACAUCGAAGACGAAAGAUUAUGUCAUCGAUGACGCCAUCUUCCGACAAAGGUCGAGGACUGACUCGUGUUGCGCUGGGAAUUACGUUUUGCUUUUUCGUGUUCUGCACGUUCCCCGGAGUGUACUACAUAACUAGGUUUGUUGUGGGCUACAGUUUUGGCGUUUUCGAUGGAAUCACGGAAAGUAUUUCAUACACACUGCUGGUUAUUAAUUUUUCAACCAACUUCAUUCUGUAUUGCUUUCUUGGUGAAACCUUUCGGCUUGUAUGUUUAGAAAUGUUUUGCUGUUACACGGUCAGUGCUCAUAGACAAAAUAGCAAAACGAGUUCUGUAAGGAUUGGUCAAUAUACCCAGAACUCGCUUGAUAAAUCUAGCAUCUGA